GAAGAAGAAGCGCCGCCACCGCGAUGACGUCAUUUUCACGCGUCCGAGCAGGAGCCGCUUCCCGAGAGCAAACAAACGAACGGAUGGCUGUAAAGCGGACCGGGGCCUGAAAUAGGGCGAGUGUGUGAGAAGGUUUGCUGCUCCGUGGCUCAGACAGAAGAAGUGUGACGUCCGGGGGCAGGAGGGCGUCGGGAGAGCUCAAGCGUGGGACUCUCGAAAUGGAGCCGAAUUCCUUUCACGACGCAAGCGAACACCUUUGAACCCCAGUUUCAACAACGGAACCGAAGCCCAAUUGCGAGCAAACCCCCCGCCUCGUUGGGUGCCAUGGCGGAGCGGCGGCUCAAGUGGAAAAGUCACAUCUCCGAACAACUGAAGCUGCGAGAUCGAAUACAGCGACAGACCUUUGAAGAAAUAAUCCAUCAAUAUCAUCGGCUGCUGGAGAAGUCGGACCUUCAAACUGUCCUGUCGGAACGGUACCAGAGUGACAAGUAUGAGGUCCAGAGACACGAGUCCAGUUCUGGUUUGGAGCCCAGUCGCAGCGAGGCGCUGCAGCAGGAAAUGUCACAGAUGAAGAUCAGGCACCAGGAGGAGCUGACGGAGCUGCACAAGAAGCGCGGAGAGCUGGCUCAGAACGUGAUCGAGCUCAACAACCUGCUCCAGCUGAAGGACCGAGAGAUCCAGGGCAACGAAGCAAAGAUUGUGGACCUUCAGCAGCAGAUCACGACUCUGGAAGGAGACUGUCGAGAGCUGAGGAGCUGUCUCCAGGACCUGGAGAGGGCCAACCAGACUCUGAAGGAUGAGUACGACGCUCUGCAGAUCACGUUCGCCGCUCUGGAGGAGAAGUUGCGGAAGACGACGGAGGACAACCAGGAGCUGGUGACGCGCUGGAUGGCAGAGAAAGCUCAGGAGGCCAAUCGACUCAACGCAGAGAAUGAGAAGGACUGCAGGCGCCGACAGGCCAAGCUGCAGAAGGAGCUGGCGGACGCCGCCAAAGAGCCGCUGCCUCUGGACCGGGAUGACGACAUCGAGGUGCUGCCGGAGGAGGCCGCGAAGGGAGGGAGGGAGACCUCGCCGAGCCGCCUUCCUGGCCGUACCCCCAGCAAGAAGAACUCGCAGGCGCCUCCUGCUGGCCUGCUGGACUCCAUCUCCAACAUAUUUGGGCGCAGGUCGGCCAAUUCUUUCUCCUCCUCGGCCGAGAACCCCGAGGCCCCGACAGGAGGCUGCGCCGAGGUCCGGGUCCCGUCCACGGCGCUGCAUGUUUUCGACGCCCACGACGGAGAGGUCAACGCCGUGCAGUUCAGCCCUGGCUCCCGCCUCCUGGCCACGGGAGGGAUGGACCGCCGCGUCAAACUGUGGGAGGUGGUCGGCGGUCGCUGUGAGUCCAAAGGAGCUCUGACGGGAAGCAACGCUGGAAUCACCAGCAUCGAGUUCGACACGGCGGGCUCGUAUCUGCUCGCCGCCUCCAACGACUUCGCCAGCAGGAUCUGGACGGUGGACGACUUCAGGCUGCGGCACACCCUGACGGGCCACAGCGGGAAGGUCCUGUCUGCUCGCUUCCUGCUGGACAACGCUCGCAUCGUGUCGGGGAGCUACGACCGAACGCUCAAGCUGUGGGACCUGCGCAGCAAAGUCUGCAUGAAGACCGUCUUCGCCGGCUCCAGCUGCAACGACAUUGUGUGCACAGAGCAGUGUGUGAUGAGCGGCCACUUUGACAAGAAGGUCCGCUUCUGGGACAUCAGGUCCGAGAGCAUCGUCCAAGAGCUGGAGCUGCACGGCCGCGUCACCUCCCUGGACCUGAACCACGACCGCAGCGAGCUGCUCACCUGCUCGCGGGACGACCUGCUCAAGAUCGUGGACUUGCGGACCAACGGCGUCCGACAGACCUUCAGCGCUCAAGGGUUCAAGUGCGGCGCCGACUGGACCAGGGUCACCUUCAGCCCGGACGGGAGCUACGUGGCCGGAGGCUCUGCUGACGGAGCCCUGUACGUCUGGAACGUCCUGACGGGAAAGGUGGAGCGGACUCUGGACCGGAGCCACAGUUCCGCCAUCAACUCGGUGUCGUGGUCGCCGUCCGGAACCUUCGUGGUCAGUGUGGAGAAGAGCAGCCGGGCCGUCCUGUGGUCAGACCUCUGACGGGCGCCGGGGCGGGCGGGCGGGCGGUGUGUGACACAACAAUAAAGAGGAAAACAAAUCCAGUCUUUU
Synchiropus splendidus (mandarinfish) is the source of this 2202-nucleotide messenger RNA. It is a transcript of the gene atg16l1, whose product is annotated as ATG16 autophagy related 16-like 1 (S. cerevisiae). The transcript is spliced from 20 exons. Gene Ontology annotation, molecular function: protein binding. The record is from RefSeq and is a predicted model, not a curated record. Bases 325 to 2133 code for a protein of 602 amino acids. Gene Ontology annotation, biological process: negative stranded viral RNA replication; autophagosome assembly. Gene Ontology annotation, cellular component: autophagosome membrane. Lineage: Eukaryota; Metazoa; Chordata; Actinopteri; Syngnathiformes; Callionymidae.